This is a messenger RNA of Medicago truncatula (barrel medic), 2466 nucleotides long. Its product is annotated as CO(2)-response secreted protease. Bases 24 to 2306 code for a protein of 760 amino acids. Gene Ontology annotation, biological process: proteolysis. Lineage: Eukaryota; Viridiplantae; Streptophyta; Magnoliopsida; Fabales; Fabaceae. The transcript is spliced from 11 exons. The record is from RefSeq and is a predicted model, not a curated record. Gene Ontology annotation, molecular function: serine-type endopeptidase activity.
AGCAAUUGACACAUCAUCUUCAAAUGGAGUGGCUUUUACAAUUCCUUCAUCUCCUCUUUCUAGCUUCUCUUCUUAUAUGUAGUAGUAGUAGUAAUAUAACAAUUUCAGAUCAAAUUGCUAAGCCUUAUGUUGUUUAUAUGGGAAGCAACAUUAAUGGUGUAGAUGGCCAAAUACCAGAAUCAGUUCAUCUUGAUUUACUAUCAUCAAUCAUUCCAAGUGAAGAAAGUGAGAGGAUAGCACUUAUCCACCAUUAUAGUCAUGCCUUUAAUGGAUUCUCUGCCAUGCUUACACAAAGUGAAGCUUCUGCAUUAGCUGGCAAUGAUGGUGUGGUGUCAGUGUUCGAAGAUCCAAUUCUUGAAUUGCAUACAACCAGGUCUUGGGAUUUCUUAGAGUCAGAUUUGGGAAUGAGGCCUCAUGGCAUUCUUAAACACCAACACUCAUCAAAUGAUAUCAUUAUUGGUGUUAUAGACACUGGGAUAUGGCCAGAGUCACCAAGUUUCAAAGAUGAGGGUAUAGGGAAGAUUCCAUCAAGAUGGAAAGGAGUUUGCAUGGAGGCUCAUGAUUUCAAGAAAUCUAAUUGCAACAGAAAAUUGAUAGGAGCAAGAUACUAUAAUAAAAAAGAUCCCAAAGGUUCCCCAAGAGAUUUUAAUGGACAUGGGACUCACACUGCAUCAACAGCAGCUGGUGUCAUUGUUAACAAUGCUAGUUACUAUGGUUUAGCAAAAGGAACAGCAAGAGGUGGUUCACCUUCUGCUAGGAUUGCUGCCUAUAAAGCAUGCUCAGGAGAAGGUUGCUCCGGUGGCACUCUAUUGAAGGCUAUUGAUGAUGCUAUCAAGGAUGGAGUAGAUAUAAUCUCAAUCUCUAUUGGAUUUAGCUCAGAAUUUCUAUCAGAAUAUUUGAGUGAUCCAAUAGCUAUUGGAGCAUUUCAUGCAGAACAAAGGGGUGUCAUGGUUGUGUGUUCAGCUGGAAAUGAAGGUCCUGAUCAUUACACUGUUGUCAACACAGCACCAUGGAUAUUUACGGUUGCAGCCUCUAAUAUCGAUAGGAAUUUCCAGUCAACUGUUGUCCUUGGAAACGGAAAAGCUUAUAAAGGUGUUGGCAUUAACUUCUCAAACCUUACUCGCUCAACGAUGUUUUCUCUUGUUUUUGGAGAGGACGUUGCUGCCAAAAAAACAACAAAAUCAGAAGCUAGGAACUGUUAUCCUGGAUCACUAGAUAACAAAAAAGUUGCAGGAAAGAUUGUUAUUUGUGCUAACGAUGAUCAAAAUCUUACACGCAAAAUGAAGAAGCUAAUUUUACAAGAUGCGGGAGCCAUGGGGAUGAUACUUAUUGAGAAGGAACACCUAGAUGCUCCCUUUGAUGCAGGUUUAUUUCCCUUCACAGAAGUUGGCAAUCUUGAAGGGCUUCAAAUCCUUAAGUAUAUAAAAUCUACCAAGAAACCAACUGCAACAAUUCUUCCAACAACAGUAGUUUCUAGAUACAGGCCUGCACCUAUUGUUGCAUCUUUCUCAUCAAGAGGUCCUUCAAGCCUUACUGAAAACAUUCUCAAGCCGGAUGUCAUGGCUCCAGGAGUUUCAAUAUUGGCUGCUUUCAUUCCUGAAAAAGAAAAUGUUCCAAUCGGUAAAAAGCCAUCGAUGUUUGGCAUACAAUCUGGUACAUCUAUGGCUUGCCCACAUGUGUCAGGUGCUGCAGCAUUCAUCAAAUCAGUACAUGGAGGAUGGAGUCCUUCGAUGAUCAAAUCAGCAUUAAUGACAACAGCUACAACGUACAAUAACAUGAGGAAGCCAGUGACAAAUAGCUCGAACUACAUUUCCAACCCACAUGAAAUGGGAGUUGGGGAAAUUAAUCCACUCAAAGCUCUCAACCCUGGUUUAGUCUUUGAAACAAAUGUGAAAGACUACAUUAACUUCCUAUGUUACUUUGGCUAUUCCAACAAAGACAUAAGAAAAAUGUGUAAGACUAAUGUCACAUGCCCAAGGGCCUCAAAAAGUCUUAUAUCCAACAUCAAUUACCCAUCAAUCUCUAUAGAAAAACUUAAAAGGAAACAAAAAGCAAAAGUGAUCACAAGAACAGUUACCAAUGUUGGAUCUCUUAAUGCUACAUACAUUGCAAAGGUACAUGCACCUGAAGGAUUGGUUGUUAAGGUCAUCCCCAACAAACUUGUGUUUUCAGAGAGUGUUCAAAGAAUUACCUAUAAAGUCUCGUUCUCGGGAAACAAGGCUCGCGGUGGAUACAAUUUUGGGUCUCUAACAUGGCUUGAUCGUCGACACUAUGUUCAUACAGUAUUUGCAGUCCAAGUUGAAUAAAUAUGGCCUGAUUGUGUUUUUUUCUUUGUUUUUGCAUUACUUUAUUGUGUAUGUGAAUGUGCUUGGUACAUUAAUGAGACAACAAUAACAUGCUUGUAUUUUUAACAAAGCUUCCAACCUUUGUUCUACCAUAUUGUCAAUGGACUUUCAAUUACAAAUA